CUAAAAUAAAAAGCCAUUUCUCCACCGAGCGCAAAAAGUUUAUUAGCUCUCUCUCUCUUUUACAUUUAACUUUCCCCCAACUAUGUCCAAACCCUCUUCUCUCAUCUCCAAUUCCAAGGGUUGCUUAAAAUAGUAGCAGAAGAAGUCAGGACUCAUACCCAAGUGAAGUUGGAGAGAAAACUGAAAGAAAUGAGCAACUCAUCAGUCACAGUGGCGGCGGUGGGGCCAAGGGCACAACCAAGUUUCACGUUGGCUCAGUGGCAUGAGCUAGAGCAUCAAGCUCUUAUCUUUAAGUAUUUAAAAGCUGGAUUAUCUGUCCCUCCUUAUCUUCUCCUUCCUAUUCGCAAGAGUUUCCAGCUCCUAUCCCCUGGUUUCUUGCACCCAUCAAAUUCGAGCUAUUGUUCCUAUUUUGGGAAGAAGAUUGACUCAGAGCCAGGAAGGUGCCGGAGGACAGAUGGCAAAAAGUGGAGGUGCUCCAAAGAUGCUCAUCCAGACUCCAAGUAUUGUGAGCGGCAUAUGAAUAGAAGCCGUAACCGUUCAAGAAAGCCUGUGGAAUCACAAACUACUUCUCAGUCCAUGUCAACUGUUGAGUCAGAAAUUGUAACUGGGAGCAGCAGCAGUGGCAGCAGAGUGUAUACGACUAUGCCUUUACCCACCAUUGGUAAUUCUGGGCCCUUAGGCUUUGGAAGCAACAUGUCACAUUGGCAGAUGGAGUCUAUGCCUUAUGGUGUUAAUAGUAAAGACUACAGGUCUCCCCAUGGACUGAAGCUUGAAGCAGAUGAGAAAACUUUCUUACCAGAAGCUUUGGGAAAUACAAGGAGCUUCGGGAUGAACUCUACUGUGGACAGCACUUGGCAUCUCACAUCCCAAGUCCCUGCAAGCCCUGUCCCAGAAUCAAGAAAUGAUGCUCUUUUGCAAAACUACCCACAACUACGGACACUGCAGGAUUUUGAGCCGCUACCUGUUGAUGAUGCACCGUCAAAACAACAAGAACAACAAUAUUUAUUUGGAAGGGAGUUCAGUUCAUCAGGAUCUGUGAGGCAGGAAAAUCAGUCCCUUCAGCCUCUCUUUGAUGAGUGGCCUAAAUGCAGGGAUAUGGAUUCCUAUUUCACUGAUCAAAGAUCUAACAAGAGCUCUUCUGGUGUUCAGUUAUCAAUGGCCAUUCCAAUGGCUCCUAACUCUGCUCCGAGGAGUUAUCAUUCCCCAAAUGAUGCUUAAAAGGAGCAUGGGAAUUUCUUGCAAGUUAUUUUGAUGGCUUCAUCAAGAAAUGCCAUCAGAAUUUCUCUACGUGGUUAGGAGAGCAUUCCUACUCUGGUUGUGGAUUGACAAUGUUGUGUUCGAGUACUUAAAAUUUACUACUAUGGAUGGUUCUUAUGGUAGACUUGUCUGACUACUUUGAGAUUGCGUGCUUUAAGUUCUCCCUGUCCAGCAUAAAAUCAGACAUCAUUGAUGUCUCGAACCUUCAUGUUUAUUCCUAAUGUUACUGUUAAUUUAGUGUUUGGCA
Populus euphratica (Euphrates poplar) is the source of this 1504-nucleotide messenger RNA. RefSeq names its product growth-regulating factor 5-like. Bases 190 to 1218 code for a protein of 342 amino acids. NCBI's taxonomy places the organism in Eukaryota, Viridiplantae, Streptophyta, Magnoliopsida, Malpighiales, Salicaceae. Gene Ontology annotation, molecular function: ATP binding. Gene Ontology annotation, biological process: regulation of DNA-templated transcription; developmental process; DNA-templated transcription. The record is from RefSeq and is a predicted model, not a curated record. Gene Ontology annotation, cellular component: nucleus. The transcript has 6 exons.